Vespa mandarinia (Asian giant hornet) is the source of this 903-nucleotide messenger RNA. Its product is annotated as histone-lysine N-methyltransferase SETMAR-like. Gene Ontology annotation, biological process: DNA integration; mitotic DNA integrity checkpoint signaling; DNA double-strand break processing. Gene Ontology annotation, molecular function: DNA topoisomerase binding; single-stranded DNA endonuclease activity; histone H3K36 methyltransferase activity. NCBI's taxonomy places the organism in Eukaryota, Metazoa, Arthropoda, Insecta, Hymenoptera, Vespidae. The record is from RefSeq and is a predicted model, not a curated record. Gene Ontology annotation, cellular component: condensed chromosome; site of double-strand break; nucleus.
AUGGCCAGCCAAAUACCAGAAGAGCAUAUCCGGCAUUGUAUGCUUUUUGAGUUUCGCAAGGGUAGUAACGCAAGAGUUGAGACCAAAAACACUUGCGAUGUUUAUCCAAGUGCAUUAGACGUUCGAAGACCAACAACAUUAGACAAUGAUAUACUAAGGCCAGAAGUGGAAGCAAAUCCAUAUCAGACAAUCGCGGAAUUCUCAAACAUCAUAAACCAACCUUGGUCGACCAUCCAAGAACAUUUGCAGCAGUUUGGAAAAAUAAGCAGAGCAGGUGUUUGGGUCCCCCAUAAUCUGUUCGAAGAAAACAAAGCCAACCGAUCUAUCACAUGCAAUGUAUUGCUUCAACGGCACCAUACAGAAUCGUUUUUUGAUCGCUUGAUCACUGGAGACGAAAAAUGGAUCCUAUAUGAUAAUCCAAAACGCAAAAGGCAGUGGCUCUCUCCAAAUGAAUCACCACAAAGUACUGCGAAGCCGGGUUUACAUCCCAAAAGGACGCUUGUAAAAGGCGUUAUUCUGCAACACGACAAUGCAAGACCGCACUAUGUAAGACGAACCAUGGAGAAAAUUAAUGAAUUGGGGUGGGAGGUACUGCUUUACCCACCAUACUCGCCCGAUAUUGCACGCUCGGAUUUCCACUUAUUUCGAUUGCUACAACAUUUCCUUAGUGGCAAAAAAUUUGAAAAUUUGGAUGAUGUCCAAAAUGUUAUCUCGAGAUAUUUUACUGAAAAACCAAUUGAUUUUUAUCGGUCCGGCAUUGAAAAUUUGCACAUUAUAUGGCAAAAGCCAUCGUUGUUGAUAACGAAGAAAGCGACAUUACUUUCCGAUCCGCCUAAUAGUUUAUUGCAUGGUCAACAUCGUCAUUUGUCAUUAAUGAUGGUGAUGCAACGAUAUAGGAGUUGA